GCUAUUUAAAGGACAAGGGGAACUUCGCUUAAGCCACAGAGCUGAGACUGCAGUUAAAAGUACUGUACCAACUCGGGGCUGGACAAGGCUGCACCAUGAGUAAAUGUGGAGUGACCGCUACACAGUUUAAGCUUUAUCCUGGAGAAUCACUCGUCGUGAAAGGGACAAUUUUACCAGACUCCAAAGAAUUCGAGAUCAACCUGGGUAAAGACUGUGAUAACCUGGUGCUCCAUUACAACGCACGUUUUGACUGCAAGGGCGAUGUGAACACUGUGGUGUGUAACUCCAGGCGAGGCAGUGCCUGGGAGGCCGAGGAAAGACCACCUGACUUCCCUUUUCAUCACAAUUGUGAGGUUGAGAUCACCUUCAGUUUUACGGACAAGGACAUCCGAGUGAAAACGGAAGGGAGUGGAGAAAUUAUCUUCCCCAACCGGCUGGACCUUAAUCUGAUUGAUUAUCUUGGAGUGGAUGGAGACUUCAGAAUCAAAUCGGUGACAUUUCCCUGAGGAGAAACUGUCUCCCUUUUGGUCUUGUUCUCUGCUCGAAUAGAAUUGGUUGUCCCAAACAAUUUGACACGAUGUUCUAAGCAGGGGGUUGGACUAGAAGACCUCCAAGGUCCCUUCCAAGUUCCAACUCUGUUAUUCUCUUGUUUUUUCUGGAAUUUGUGCAUUCCUUUUAUCCAUUUUUUUUGACACUUGGACUCCUUAAAUUUUCACCCUCUUUCUUGCCCAUCUCACCUCAAGAUCCGUUUCUUUGCUGUGCUGUCUUAUGAAUGCGCUUCAUUUUCCAAGAAAUAAAGACCUAUGAAGAACA
Molecule: messenger RNA, 813 nt
Organism: Pantherophis guttatus
Lineage: Eukaryota; Metazoa; Chordata; Lepidosauria; Squamata; Colubridae
Product: galectin-1-like
Molecular function (GO): laminin binding; lactose binding
Source: RefSeq, a predicted model, not a curated record